This is a messenger RNA of Paramuricea clavata, 1020 nucleotides long. Lineage: Eukaryota; Metazoa; Cnidaria; Anthozoa; Malacalcyonacea; Plexauridae. The record is from the annotation of a GenBank genome assembly.
AUGUCAGGGGAUGAGUCAGAACCGAUUCAAAGCAGUGUGGAGCAAUCCACUGUUGAUGAGGGUAUGAAAAGCCUUCAUAUUUCCCUGGAAUUAGGUCGUCGCAAACGUGCAAGUAAACGGGAUACAACAAAAGUAAGACAUCAACUUGAAAAAUCAUUUAGUGUGUCAAAAGCAACGUUAAACAAAGAAGAGAUUGAGCAUAGGGUAGAGGAUUUGUGGUCGUCACUAGAAGAGACACAGAAUAUUAUGGAUGAAUUGUCUGUUUAUUACUUGGGGGAAAAGGACGGUGAAAAUCAAAAGGCAUUAAUGAAGGAAUCAAACAAACUAGAACUGGAAUGUCAACAAGCGAUCGAAAAGGUACAGGCUGUUCUGAUCUCAGGAUGUUUUGAAAGCAACGCUACAGUCAGUCAAGACAAUGAUAAUGACGAGGUAACUAAUGGUACCAGUUCUACUGCGAGUAAUUUGAUGAACGAAGGACAGACACAACCCACUGUGACCAGUAACACUGAGCAACAAGCAGUGCAAGGCGCAAUCGAUCAAGGCGCAAUAGGAACUAGUAUGAUACAGCAAACAGUGGAGCAGAAUCAAUCGAGUUCAUCAAGUCCAACACAUACACCAUCGUACACGGGAGGUUCAGUUCUAAACCGCCAUUUAAAACCACUAAGAGUACCUGAUUACAAUGGAAAUAAAGCAAAGUUUGAAGAAUUUUGGAGCCUAUUUGAAAGUUUAGUUGACAAAUCGAACGAGCCGGUGCAUCUAAAGAUGGCAAGAUUGCGACAGAGUUUGUCUGGUCGAACUUUGGAAGCGAUUCGUGGUUUAGGAGUAUCAGCACCCGAGUAUGAUGAAGCGAAAGAAAUAAUUCAGUCGAAAUUUGGUGGGCAGCGACGUAAAUUGAGAGGUUACAUGGAUGAAUUGGAGAAUAUGCCGACUAUGCGUAACAAUGAUGUUAAUGCCUUUGAAAAGUUCGCUGACCUAGUUAGGGUAACAGUUGCGAAAUUGAGAGCUGAUAAUCAGAAUUAG